Aureobasidium musti is the source of this 1119-nucleotide messenger RNA. Lineage: Eukaryota; Fungi; Ascomycota; Dothideomycetes; Dothideales; Saccotheciaceae. The record is from the annotation of a GenBank genome assembly.
AUGAGAUCUUUCGCUCUUUUCACCUCCGCUCUUGCAGCGUUCGCCAGCACCGUCAGUGCUGCUGGUGUUACUGGUGCCGCUGAAGGUUUCGCCAAAGGCGUUACUGGUGGUGGUUCCGCCGCUGCUGUUUAUCCUACCACCACUGCCGAGCUGGUCUCGUACCUUGGUGAUAGCAAGCCUCGUGUUAUCAUUCUCAACAAGACCUUCGACUUCCGCGGUACCGAGGGCACCACCUCUGCCAAGGGCUGCUCUCCUUGGGGUACUGGCAGUCUUUGCCAGCAGGCCAUUGACAGGNAUGGAUGGUGCGAGAACUACGAGUCCUCAGCACCUAAGGUUCGUUGCGAAAUUGACCUUGUUUUGGCGGAAGAUGGUCUGACAAGAAGUAGGNUUUCUUCCCUUACUUACGAUAAGGCCGGCAUGAUCGGUAUCACUGUCAACUCCAACAAGAGUUUGGUUGGUCAGGGUAACAAGGGUGUUAUCAAGGGUAAGGGUCUUCGCAUGGCAAAUGGUGUCAAGAACAUCAUCAUUCAGAACAUCGCUAUCACUGACCUUAACCCUCACUACGUCUGGGGUGGUGAUGCAAUCACUCNNUUGCUGACCCAACGCAUUGGUCGCCAACACAUCGUUCUGGGAGAGUCUGCUUCUGGAAGAGUCACAAUCUCCAACUGCGACAUCGACGGAUCGUCCAACUGGUCAGCCACCUGCGAUGGACGCCACUACUGGGCUCUGUACUUCACCGGAUCCAAUGACAUGAUUACUUUCAAGGGCAACUACAUCCACCACACCUCUGGUCGUUCCCNNCCCAAGAUUCAAGGCAACACAAUCCUUCACGCUGUCAACAACUACUGGGUCAUGCUUUCGAGCUCGGCCAAGGUGUUUCAGAACGUUAACACUAUUAUUGAGGCUGGGGCUACUGGCAAGUACUUUACUGUUCCUGGUAGUGGUAGUGUCUGCAGCUCCUUCAUCGGUCGCAGCUGCCAGAACAACGCCUUCGGCAGCUCCGGUGCCUUCUCCUCUGCCGAUACCAGCUUCCUCGGUAACUUCAAGGGCAAGAACAUUGCUUCUGCUGCUGCUGCCAGCUCCGUCUCUAAUGCCAAUGUCGGUUAUGGCAAGAUCUAA